This is a messenger RNA of Penicillium angulare, 1506 nucleotides long. Its product is annotated as bromodomain-containing protein. The coding region runs from base 1 to 1506 and encodes 501 amino acids. Gene Ontology annotation, molecular function: protein binding. The record is from RefSeq and is a predicted model, not a curated record. Lineage: Eukaryota; Fungi; Ascomycota; Eurotiomycetes; Eurotiales; Aspergillaceae. The transcript is spliced from 6 exons. Gene Ontology annotation, biological process: chromatin remodeling. Gene Ontology annotation, cellular component: RSC-type complex.
AUGAGUACCAAAAGGCGUGGAGCGGCCGCCGCGGCUUCCCCUGAAGUGAAGCUGCGAAGCCAGAAGCGUCGCAAGGUGUCUGAUGAAGAUCUCGUGGAGCUUGAGGCUGCCGACCGUGCAUCUUCCGAACCAGACGACCCCGCCGAAGCUGAUGAGAGCUUUGCAUCUGAAGAUAAAGAGGAUGAACCAGAGGUGGAGUUCGAGGGCGACAGUAUGCAAAUGGUCCAAGAUAAGAUCUUGACAGAACUCUUCCGAUUAAAGGAUGAUGAUGGUGAAGAGGUAGCAUACCCAUUUGUCGGAAAACCGGACCGCAAUCUAUAUCGGGAUUAUUAUGAAGUUAUCCAGCAUCCAGUCUCACUGAGAAGUAUUCAAAAGAAAGUUCGGGGGACGGAUGGCCGAAAGAAAGGAACAAAAAUGACAGCCUUUCCCACAUGGCGAUCUUUUGAGGAGGAAGUCAGCUAUCUUUGGCGAAAUGCGCGGGAAUACAAUGAGGAUGACAGCGACAUCUCGAUUCUUGCAGGCGUUAUGGAGAAAUACUUCAAAGAGCGCGUGGAAGAGGCCAAGAAGUUUGUUCCAGAUCCCAUUCAGGUAGAUGGUCACCCCGAAUUACCUCGAAUCAAGUUGAAAAUGGGCUCAAGCCAUUCGACACUGGGGGCACAGAAAUUAACAUUGAAGGUGGCUGGACAGGCUCUCGAGAUUUCAAAAGAUGACAGACCACCGUCCGGGGUCGCUGUCGAUGAUGAUUCACUUAAACGACAACAAGAGCUGGUCCGCACCGGAUCGACGAGCCAAGAAGUUGAUACACAUCAAAUGUCACCCCGAACAAGAUCCCUUCGAAGGCAUAUUGAUAGUCCCAAAUCAAGUACAGGAACUACCCCAUCAAAUUCCGAGCCUCUGCAAACCGGAGGUCGAGAGUCGUCAGGUGCCAUUAAAGAUGAAUCACAGACGUCAUCAUCUCAGCGAGCUGAGCUACCUUUUCCUUCGAGCAGUCAGCCCGGAUCGAAUUUGGACUCUAGGGGCGGCGGGAAUUUUGCCCACGAUGCAUCAAUGAACCCACCACCGGAAACCUCGCCGAUGGAUUCCAUAUGGAGACGACCAGGUCAAGAUUCCGAUACUGCUCUGAUUCGCAACGUCCAAAUCCUCACGCAUUCUUCAUUGUCGCUAAAUAGGAAUUUUCGCUUAGAUGUUCCCCCGUCAUCCACAUUGUCUCAGCAGACAAUUACUAUUCCCCUACCCCCCUCAUAUCAUCUGUUGACAAUCAAACCUACCUUGACGGCUAGCACUGCUCAACGGCAGGUGAAAAUGAUUGCUCAGACGGGUAUGCAGCGGCUCCAUCCAUCUAGAGACGCAUCUACGCUGGCGUACGAUAUUCAGCUCCACCCAGGCACUACAAAAGUGGACUUAGAGGUUAUUGCGGGCCCCGGCAGAGGAGCCCCGAAAUCUGGACCUCCCGGCUCAGAAGUUGAUUAUGAGCGUCUCACUAUAUUCUUCAAUCUGCUGCGAUAA